Molecule: messenger RNA, 1381 nt
Organism: Lotus japonicus
Lineage: Eukaryota; Viridiplantae; Streptophyta; Magnoliopsida; Fabales; Fabaceae
Product: putative serine/threonine-protein kinase
Exons: 1
Coding region: 132-1283 (383 amino acids)
Biological process (GO): protein phosphorylation
Molecular function (GO): ATP binding; protein kinase activity
Source: RefSeq, a predicted model, not a curated record
ACAAAUGAUGAACAAGUCAACAAACAAACUCGUUGACUAGUCUAGUCUUCUUAGUUCUUACCCACACCCACCCACCUUCCCCCUUCAUUUCUCUCUCAUUCUCUAAAACCUUCUUUCUCUCUCUUCCCACCAUGGACCACGGCGUCCAAGCCAUCUUCGCCGCCAUCGGCAGCUUCAUCGUCGUCACGCUCCUCCUCGCCGCCGCCAUCCUCUUCUGCCAGCACCGCAAAUCCACCAAAUCCCGAACCCGCCGCAACAACCAGAUCCGAGCCCGCCCUCUCCGAAACCCCAACCCCAGCUCCUCCCUCUCCAUCGUCGACGCCAGCUGGUCCUGGGAUCCCAAACUCAAGAUCUCCAUGGAAGAACUCUCCCGCGCCACAGAAAACUUCUCCCCGCGCCUAAUCGUCGGCGACGGCAGCUUCGGCCUAGUCUACAAGGCUCGCCUCUCCACCGGCGCCGUCGUCGCCGUCAAGAAGCUCUCCCCCGACGCCUUCCAAGGCUUCCGUGAGUUCGCGGCGGAGAUGGAAACUCUCAGCAAGCUCGGCCACCGCAACAUCGUGAAGAUCCUCGGGUACUGGGCCUCCGGCCCGGAACGGUUACUCGUCUACGAGUUCAUCGAGAAAGGGAACCUUGACCAGUGGCUUCACGGGCACUCAUCAAACGACGACGUUUUCCGCUGCUUCCCGUUGACGUGGGUUCACCGGGUCAACAUCAUGCGCGGUGUGGCCCAUGGGCUUUGCUAUCUUCACGGGCUUGACAAGCCCAUCAUCCAUCGAGACAUCAAGGCUAGCAAUGUGUUAUUGGACUCUGAAUUUCAGGCCCAUAUAGCUGAUUUUGGGCUGGCCCGGAGAAUAGAUACCUCGCAUUCGCACGUGUCAACGCAGUUCGCGGGAACUAUAGGGUACAUGCCCCCGGAGUAUAGGGAUGGUGUCCUUGUGGCGAAUAAGAAGGUGGAUGUGUAUAGUUUUGGGGUGUUGAUGAUGGAAACCGCGUCGGGGCACCGGCCCAAUUUGGCGGUGAGGUUCGACGGGGUGGACAUUGGGCUGGUCCAGUGGGCUAGGAAGAUGAAGGAGCAGGGGGCUGAGAUGAAAAUGGUGGAUGAGAAGAUUUCAAGAGAUGAAGAAGGGUUGAGGGAAGAAAGUGUUAAGGAGUAUAUACGCAUUGCUUGUAUGUGUGCUGGUGAGUUGCAAAAGGAAAGGCCUCAAAUGGUUGAGGUUGUUAAAUUGUUGGAAUCAAUGCCCCACUUUGAUUAUCAAAACGAUGUAAAUAAAAUAGCUACAUAGGAAGAGCAAAAAUAUUGCAAUAAGUAAGAUUGUUUUAAUGUAAUUCUAUUAUAAUAGCAUUGUUAUAUAAUAUUGUUUCACGUGCGUGUUUGUGGCGA